AUGUUAUAUGAUUGGAGCAAGGGAACUGGUAAUUUCAUGGAGCGAUACUCCAAGGAAUUGGAAGUGGACAUCUCAUGUAGAUUCCAGGUGAGGAAUUCUCGAGCCUUGGAUCAGCGAAUGGAAUUAUCAGGCUCUUUAAUCGAGAGGAAUAUAGUGAUACUGCAAAACGAGCUAGACAUUUGCAUCUUCAACCAGUGGAGCCUCCACUGUGGAGGGUGGAAAUCAAGCCAUCCAAACAAAUUUUGUACAGAGUUUAAUCUUGGAAUUAUCAUUAAAAGUACUCAAGGGGACAGAAGGCAAUUGGUAGUUGGCAGAGGAUAUAUAUCCAAGCUCCAGCGUACGCACAGAGGGAAGAAAAAGGAGUCCAGUGGUUGGGUGAGUUUUGCUUUGGUGCUAUGGUGCAGUGGAGGUGGUUGGGUGAGUUUUGCUUUCGUGGUCAGUUUUAUGCACCGCCGUGAUAUGGUUGGGACGGUGGUGGAUGCUUUGAUGCGAAGUGUGAACGGCGCCAUGGUGUGGGUGUUGGAUCGGGGUGUUAAGGAUCUGUAA
This is a messenger RNA of Fraxinus pennsylvanica, 546 nucleotides long. The record is from the annotation of a GenBank genome assembly. NCBI's taxonomy places the organism in Eukaryota, Viridiplantae, Streptophyta, Magnoliopsida, Lamiales, Oleaceae.